Molecule: messenger RNA, 1245 nt
Organism: Paramecium tetraurelia
Lineage: Eukaryota; Ciliophora; Oligohymenophorea; Peniculida; Parameciidae
Exons: 2
Biological process (GO): protein neddylation
Cellular component (GO): nucleus; cytoplasm
Molecular function (GO): NEDD8 activating enzyme activity
Source: RefSeq, a predicted model, not a curated record
AUGAAUUCUAUCUUAAAUACAUUCAGUCCCUUAUCCAAGGAUCUCUACAAUGAAUACCGUGGACAAGUCAUGAUCGAAGCCUUGGCCACCUAAAAAGUGCUCGUUAUAGGAGCUGGAGGUCUAGGCUGUGAAAUUUUGAAGACUCUGGCCCUUAGUGGAAUCAAAGAGAUUCAUGUGAUUGAUUUGGAUACAAUUGAUCUAACAAAUUUGAAUAGAUAGUUUUUAUUUAGGAUGAAAGAUGUUGGCAAAUAUAAGGCUGAAGUGGCAGCUGAAUUCAUUAUGAAGAGGAUUCCCACUUGCAAAGUGAUACCCUAUACAAAAAAGAUCUAAGAGUUCCCAAUUAGUUUUUAUUCCGAAUUCCCAGUGAUUAUUGCUGGACUGGACAACGUCGAAGCCAGAAGAUGGAUCAAUAGGGUUGUCAUUCAAAUGGUGCAGAGAGAUGAAAAUGAUAAAGUCAUUGAUGAUACUCGUCACUAUUUAAUAGAUGGAGGAACUGAAGGCUUAAAUGGAUAGGCCAGAGUGAUCUCUCCUUUUGAAACAGCCUGUUACGAAUGCACUCUAAGUCAACUCCCCAAAUAAUUGCAAUAUUAAAUGUGUACAAUCGCCUCCACUCCAAGACUGCCAGAACAUUGCAUCGCCUAUGCUUAUGAAGUCUUAUGGUCCAAAGAAUAACCCAACGUCAAAUUGGAUAAAGACAAUUUUGAUCACAUGAAUUGGAUUUACCAAAAGGCACUCGAAAGAUCUAAGCAAUUCAACAUUGAAGGAGUCACAUAUAAACUGACUUUGGGCGUUGUCAAGAACAUCAUUCCUGCAGUUGCCUCGACAAAUGCUCUUAUUGCUUCGAUUUGCACUGUUGAAUGCUUUAAAAUCUUGACUGGAAAUGGAAGUCAAUUAAACAACUACAUCCAAUGGUAUGGUCAAAAUCAUUAGACCGGAGUGGGCAUCAAUGUCAUACAACAGGAAAGAUUAGAGGAAUGUACUGAAUGCUCUAUCUAAACUUUGGAGAUUCUAGUAAAACGGACUGAUAAGAUUUCUGUUCUAUUGACACAAUUACCACCAGACAUUGAACUCUGUAGCAAGGGAUAAACAUUGAUUACUAACAACAUCAGAAGGAAAUAGGGAUUUGAUCACAUUCUAGAAAAGACCUUCUAGGAAUUAAUCGAUGAACAACUCAUUGAUGUGUAAACUGCACUCAAGGCCUUUGAUAAAAAUAAAACAAUAAAUGUGAGAAUUAAUUAUGAAUGA